This is a messenger RNA of Hemibagrus wyckioides, 2352 nucleotides long. RefSeq names its product growth hormone regulated TBC protein 1a (gene grtp1a). Lineage: Eukaryota; Metazoa; Chordata; Actinopteri; Siluriformes; Bagridae. The transcript is spliced from 8 exons. The record is from RefSeq and is a predicted model, not a curated record. The coding region runs from base 549 to 1628 and encodes 359 amino acids.
UGAUUGACGUCUGCCCUUGAGCUCACGAAACAAACUGAUCAAGCGUGGCGCUGGGAAGAAAAAUAAAAAAGACUACAAAACCCGGCUCGAACACGGGAUGAACCAAUGCUGUUGGAGGUUUUAGAAGAUAUACGGUCGGAUAUUCAGCGCGAGGAGUGAAAACAGCUCGGGAAUAAAAACAGGGAGCUUUUCUCUCUAUCUCUGUACAGGACAGGUUCAUGGACGCCGGUUGGUGUGUGUAGUGUGUCUAAGCGCGUGCACUGGGACUGAUAAACUAACCGCCUCGCAAGCCUAUAAUAGAUAAUGCACCGUGUUUAUUGAGCGUUUUGAGGUAUUUCCUGAUCAAUCCCAGACCUUACUAAACUUCUCUGGACUUUAUUUUGAUUUGUUUCACGAGACAUGGACGUGAGAAGGAGGAUCUCCUGCGAACACUAAACCUGAAGAACUUAUAUCUGUCGGGGGUGUGUGUGUGUGUGCUGAGAUGAGAUUUGGCUUUAAUAUGAAGACGGGAGAGUUGUGCGUGAGAAGCUGCGCGUGAAACAGCCACCAUGGAGAAGGCGAACGGCGCGCGCGCACCGCCGCCUCAGCAGCAGCCUCAGCACCGCAUCAACGUCCCGAGCACAGCCAGGGAGAGAGUGUCCAGCGUGGAUCCGUACGGCUUCGAGAGGUCUAACGACUUCGAUUACGAGUCCUACGAAGAGCUCAUGUCGGAGUACUUGGCUGUUCUCACCAAAAGGUCAAUCAAGUGGUCCAAACUGCUGCAGGGGAAAAGUCGCGUCGAGAAGAACUUUAAAGUAAAACGUUAUGUACGGAAAGGGAUCCCAAAUGAACACAGAGCGCUGAUCUGGAUGGCAGCGAGCGGCUCCCAGGAGCAGAUGGAGAACAAUCCAGGCUACUAUCAUUCACUCCUCCAGGGGCAACACGACCCGAAACUGGUGGAGACCAUCCACACAGAUUUGCACAGGACGUUUCCAGACAACGUGCAGUUCCGGAAAACAGCCGAGCCGUGCCUGCAGAAACCGCUGUAUAACGUCCUGCUGGCAUACGGACACCACAACAAGGCGGUGGGAUAUUGUCAGGGCAUGAACUUUAUUGCUGGGUAUCUCCUCAUCAUCACCAAAGAUGAAGAGAAGUCCUUCUGGCUGAUGGAGGCUCUGCUGGGCAGGAUCCUUCCAGAUUACUACACACCAGCAAUGCUGGGACUGAAGACCGAUCAGGAGGUGCUGGGAGAGCUGGUGAAGAUGAAGGUGCCGGCUGUUUGGCAGGUCAUGAUGGAACACAACGUCAUGUGGACGCUGGUGGUGUCCCGCUGGUUCAUCUGCCUCUUUAUCGAUGUCCUUCCUGUGGAGACUGUUCUGCGUAUCUGGGACUGCCUUUUCUACGAGGGCUCAAAGAUCCUGUUCCGCGUGGCGCUCACUCUGAUCCGUCACAACCAGGCCCUGAUCUCUCAGGCUCAGAACCUUCCGGAUAUCUGCGACCGCUUCAAACAAAUCACCAGAGGAACCUUUGUGGAGGACUGCCACCCGUUCAUGCAGAACAUUUUUAAAGAACCCGGAAGCCUCUCCAUGGCGACCAUCACCAAGCUACGGGCGGCGUGUCGAGCACGGAUCACGGCUGUGGAACCCUGACCCACUCCUUUAAUGCUUCAGACAUUCCAGACUUUUGCACUCUCCCGUUAUUACUAUUAUUAUUGUUUUGUUACUAUUAUUAUUAUUAUUAUUAUUUUUUUAAAUCUAAUGGCUGAAACUGUUCCUUACCUGAUAAUAAUGAUUCAUUAUGACCUAUGUGAUAGUGAUGAGUACAGGUACGAAGUGAGGUACAGGGAACUAGAACCUACAAACCAGCACUACACCACAGUAAGAAACCAGGAUCAUGAGCUUUAAACAGUCAUGUAUAUGACACCAAGAUGGAUCACGCUAUUAGACCGACGCGGUCAGUGAGCCGAGCUUCACCGCUCCGGCGACGGCAGGAGUCUUUAAAAACUACGAGCACGAUGUAGCCUUUCCUCUCAGAGCUUGUACAGAUAGAUAAAUUUGCACAUUUCUCCAGAUAGACCAUUUUGGGCUCUAUCAGAUUGUCAUGACUGUUGCUAAACUACUGUGAAACAAAGAGCUCGGUACUGUUGCGUUAGCAUUUUUUCUUUUUUCUUUUCUUUUUUUUUUUUUAAAGGAUGUUUGUGAAAUACGUGUCAUAAGUUGUUGGUCUGGGAAAUUCUAACUGUAAUGUUCGUCCUCACUUUGUAAACCUCGCAGAAUGAAGCUUUUCUUGUGAUACAGUGCUGCAGUUUCUAAUGAACUCUGAUUAUGUAGUCAGUUUUCUAAGUGGAAAUUAUUAAAGUAAACUGGAUCAGCA